UGGUACUUACUGGCGUCUCUCUCUUGCCUGACACAAGCAAAGGGAGAAUGGAGGCGAGGCCGCCAGUGCCACUACGGCUCAGCGUCGAGGAACGCGUGGAGCACGCGGUGUCCAGCGCGGUGCGGAGAGCGCUGGCGGAACAGCGAAAGACACAAGAGCAGGAACUGGACUCUCUCAGUAAUGUCCUGCAAAGGAGUCUUGCCGCGCUGGCGGGCGAGCGCGACCGGGCUCUUCGCUCGCUCGCCGCAGAGGAAGACAGGAGGCGAAACAUGAUCGAGGAGCUGACAAGCCUCCUCGGGGGGGAGCUUUCCUGCGGAGAUGUCUCUCGCUUGGCGAUGGGUCUCGAGCGCAUCGAGAGGGAGGCGGGGCCCGCCGCCGCCUCCGAGGAGGAGGGGGACGGUGGACAGGAACGGGGAAGGGCGUGGGUGCUCGAGCAAGUGCGCCAGUGCCUGUUCGCAAAAGUCGCGGUGCAGGACCAGCUGCGCUCGUCAGCCGAUGAAAUCGCGGCCGACAUGUUCGAAGCAGAGGAAGGGUUGAUGGGGUUCCAGGUGGGGCCCGGUGGCGGCCAAGACGCGGAGGGGGCGUCCCCGAUCUCCCGGCCCCCGCCGCCCACCGACGUCGCCGUUGCCGCCGUCGGCCCGGGCGCGGACGGUGGCGCGUUGUGGUCGGCGCGGUCCGAGAGCGUGGCGCGGGCGCGGGCCUCCGCGUCGGAGGCGCUGGCGACAUCCCUGCGUCUCGCGCGCCGGCGGGUGGAGCAGUUGGAGGCGCUGGCGCUGGAGGUGAGGCGGGGCGAGAGGAAGAAGAGGGCUGCUGUGGUGGCCCUGGCAGGCGUCGGGGAGGGGGGCGGCGCCGGGGAGUCCGUCGAGAGCGCGGAGCCGGCAGACGGCCUUGAUGACGGUGGUGAUGGUGAUGGUGAUAGAGCGGUGGAGGGGGUAGGGGGUGCGGGGGGCUCCGCCUCCUCCGACGGGUCUUUGUCGCGCCCUUCGUGCAGCCAGGAAGGGGCCGUCGAUCGGGCAGAAGAAGCGGGGCGGCCUGCUGCCGGCUCCGUCGAGCCGGGCGGCGACGGCGGCACGUGCGCGGCGGAGGCGACCGCCGAAGGGGAAAGGACCGGCGCCGCGGCGACACGACCAGCAGACGAAGCAGCGGCGGACAAGCAAGCCCAAGAGCCCCGGGGGGGAGCUACUGCCGGGAGAACCGCGAGCAGCGGUGGCGACGGCGGCGGCGGCGGCGGCGGUCCCCUCCACCCCGUCAAAACAGACCACGCGUCUGAUGGCGGCAAGGGCGCCAGCGUCAGCUUGGCCGCGGCGCCAGGGGGCGGGGACGCCCAACCGCCUCCCGUGUCGCCGGAGUCGUGUGAGGUCGAGCGGUGGAAAAUGGCGGCUCGGAGGUCGGAAGCCUCGCUCUCGGACCUCCGCAAAAACCUCGGUAGUGUGCUGGCCCUGUCUUUCAUGUGCGGCGAGGAAAGCGCACGGCGCAGGGGAGAGGGGAAGGAGGAAGCAGGUGGGGUUCGGCUCGCCGCAGGGGGGGAGGUUGACAAGGAGGCCGGCUGCGGGGACCCCGACAGCGUGCUCGGAGUUGUGGCGGGGUUGGAGAGGGUCGAGGAUGCCGCUGCUGCUGCUGCUGCUGAGAGCAGUGUUUCGGAAGAGGCAGGAGAAGGGACGGGGGGUACAAGUGUCGGCACGAGCCGCGGGCGGGAGAGGUUCUCACCGGGCGAAGCAAAGGCGGCGGCUGUGGACGUUCUCUUGAAGAGGCUGGAGGCGCUGACCGUUGAUCAGGGGGGCGAUAUCGCCCGGCUUGAGGCUUCUCUGCAGGCCCUUCGCGGGUCUAGCGCUACACCAACGGCCGGCGCCGCCGGGGUGUCGAGCUCGGGGAAUAGCGGCCGGGGCGAUCUUGGAGGGAACGCUCAUGAGGAAAGUGCACAGGCGGCGGCUGGAUUGAAGGCAGAUGACGUUUCGGACCCCAAAUUGCAUUCACCGGCGGCUGCCGCUGCUGCUGUCGCGCCUAGAGGGGAACGGGAACAAGAGGGAGGGGUGUCGAAGGGGGAGGCGGGUCGAAGAGGGAGGGGAUCGCGUGAUGCUUCUCCGAAGCGGGAUAUACGGACGGAUUGGGAGAUUGAAUACAUCAACCGUUGGCACGCUUGGCCCCCGUAUUCGUCGGCCAUAGGUUCCAAGGUCAUUGGGGUAGUACAACAGGAGCUAGACGGGCUGGACACCCACCUGGGGCACUAUCAGGGGGGCGGCGGGCUCGGCUCGCAGGCCGUCCAAGGCGUCCUCGACCGCUGGAUCGACGUGAGCAAGCGCAACAUCCUGGAAGGGUGGCUGGGGCACGUCCUACACGGGGGGCCCGUGGAUUCCGCCAACGGCAGCUUCGUACCCCGGGUGCAGCUGAGCAGCUUGUCCAAAGAGGUACGGGAUGGCAUGGUGUCCGUGGUGCUCCCGCUGUUGCUGGGACGAAGAGGUGUCCUUCUGCAAGUGCUGACACGCGAGCGGGUUGAGCUUGUCCACGAUGUUCAGAUCCGCGUGACCCCCGUGGCGGGGCGGCGAGACGCACCGCCCAGCGCCAGAGCCUCACUCGGCGGAGGAGGAGGGAGCCGGUGGAGGCCUGCGCCCCCGGUCGGGGAGAGGGAGCACGGGGCGAGGAUUCGCGACAUGGUCAUGAAGGCCGCCCACGUUGGGUACGUCGAGGAGGACGAGGGGGGCGGCGGCGGCGGCGGAGGGGACGGGGACGGCCAGGCGGCGUGGAGGACGCCGCUGGCCUCGGUCGACUCGCUCUCGAGACAGCUGAAGGACACGUGGGAGACCUUCAACGCCAACUUUGCGACGAUGGCUGGGGAGUCGAGGGGAGAAGGCGGUGCCGCGGUGGGAGGGUGGGCGGGGAACUCGCGGGGCGGCGCCCCCCGCAUGCUGCCGGAGUACUGAUUUUUUUUUUCGAAUCGACAGGUUGUGGUGGUUUCAAGGCCAUGCCAGUGGUUUUGAGCGCCCCACCGGGCCUGACGUGCUGCAUAGAGAAGGAACAGUAUUCCGGCGUGUCCAGACGUCGCUGUAUGGAGGGGACAAAGGACCAUGGUGUGUUGGUGACCGAACGUUAGCCGCAGAACACCAACCACCCGCCGGGUGUGCUACGGUGGAUCAUGUCAGAAAACACCAAUGGUCGAGCACCGAGAGUCGUAGAUUGAGUUUCGCCUGCUUUUUUUUGGGGUCGUAAAAACUCUUAAGGCCCGUCGCAGUGUACAUAUCGGCAAAGCAGCCUGCCUCGGACAACCUUGCCAUUCCACUUAGGAGGUUCUUGAUAUAGGUUUUAAGGCUGUGUGGGGUGUCAUGAUGCGGGACAGUGCGCAACGACGACGGUUGUGUCAUGAAGGAAGCGGAUUAUGAAAGACCGACAAUCAUCGGCUAGUCUACUCAAUCUGAUGUAGAGACCGGACGGCAUGAAGAUUAAGAUUCGUGUUUGUACAAACAAUCGAUCCCGGUGCUUGCAAAAACAAGAGUGCGUGCUUCACGAACAAUCCGGAAUCCGCGGGGGAACGGAUCAGAGGCAGAUGAUGUGUUUCGAAAAGAGAGUUGUCA
This is a messenger RNA of Ectocarpus sp. CCAP 1310/34, 3566 nucleotides long. NCBI's taxonomy places the organism in Eukaryota, Phaeophyceae, Ectocarpales, Ectocarpaceae. The record is from the annotation of a GenBank genome assembly.